This is a messenger RNA of Cynoglossus semilaevis (tongue sole), 2816 nucleotides long. RefSeq names its product thyroid stimulating hormone receptor (gene tshr). The record is from RefSeq and is a predicted model, not a curated record. NCBI's taxonomy places the organism in Eukaryota, Metazoa, Chordata, Actinopteri, Pleuronectiformes, Cynoglossidae. Bases 91 to 2433 code for a protein of 780 amino acids. The transcript is spliced from 10 exons. Gene Ontology annotation, cellular component: plasma membrane. Gene Ontology annotation, molecular function: thyroid-stimulating hormone receptor activity; G protein-coupled peptide receptor activity. Gene Ontology annotation, biological process: adenylate cyclase-activating G protein-coupled receptor signaling pathway; activation of adenylate cyclase activity; hormone-mediated signaling pathway.
CUAAUUUCGUUGGUGAGAACAUCGACAGGAGCCCCAGGUGGACGCACAGGAGUCCAGGUCAAGUGUGGGAUACCGACUUUGACAGUCAGCAUGCUCUGCAGCCUGCAGGUGAUAACAUGCGCCGUGUUUACGCUGCUCUUCCUCCCUGUCCGCAGCCUGUCGGAGGCUGGCUCCUGCCCCGCUGUCUGUGACUGCUCUGAGUGGUGGCAGACCCGCACCAUCACCUGCUAUGACAUUGACUUCUUCCCCAGGUUUCCGUCCAGCACCGAGUCUCUAUGGUUUUUUGAGACCCGACUGUCAUCAGUUCCAUCAGAUGUGUUUGCCAACAUGGUCAACAUCACGAGGAUAUACAUAUCGGUGGAUAUUACCCUGCAAAGACUGGAGAGGCACUCAUUCCACAGCCUGAAGAAAAUCGACUACAUUGAAAUACGGAACGCGAAGUCUUUGACCUAUGUCGACCCAGAAGCCUUUAAAGACCUUCCCAACCUUAAAUACUUGGGUAUUUUCAACACUGGCCUUACUUUCUUCCCUGUUUUGAGCAAUAUUCGCUCCAGCGACAUGAACUUCAUUUUGGAAAUGGUGGAUCAUCCCUACAUCACUGAAAUCCCCGCCAACUCCUUCCGUGGAAUCACCAAUGACGUGUUGACACUCAUGCUGUAUGGAAACGGCUUCAGAGAAAUCCAACGCCACGCCUUCAACGGGACCAAGCUGGAUCAAGUCGACCUUCACAGGAAUAAAUAUUUGACCAAGAUGGACGAAAGCGCCUUCGCGGGCACCAUCUGUGGCCCCAUGCUCCUAGACGUGUCGCAGACAGCCAUCAGGUCACUGCCGACUGCAGGUUUGGAGUCUCUCAGAGAACUGAAGGCACGCAACACCUGGGCUCUGAAGAAGCUGCCUCCCAUCAGAACGUUCAAGCACCUGGCCAUCGCCAAUCUGACCUACCCCAGCCACUGCUGCGGCUUCAAGAACCUCAAAAAGAAAAAAGGCUUUUUGGAAUACAUCAUCUGUAACCUGACGGCUCUCCACGAGCAGCAGCAGCACAAACGUUCUGUGGGACCCCUGCUCGUGCCAUCUCUCCAAGACGGCAACGCGGUCGAAGCGGUCCCUGACCUUGAGCCGAGCGAUGAAGGUCAAAGGGAGUCGCAGCAGGAUUGGAGGAGAGGCGACUUCCACGGCAGUCUCUAUUACCACGCCUACUUUGGAGGCCAGCCAGACGAGGACGUGGGCUUCGGGGAAACUCUUAAGAACGCCCAGGAGGACACCAGCCAAGAUUUCGACAGUCGUUACGAUUAUGUGGUGUGCGAAGAGGGAGUGGAGGUGGCGUGUUCCCCCGUUCCCGAUGAGUUCAAUCCUUGCGAGGACAUCAUGGGUUUUGGCUUCCUCCGAGUGUCCGUGUGGUUUGUGAGUCUGCUGGCCAUUCUGGGAAACGUGCUGGUGCUCCUGGUGCUGCUCACCAGCCAUUACAAGCUCUCAGUCUCCCGCUUCCUCAUGUGUCACCUGGCCUUCGCCGACCUCUGCAUGGGGAUUUACCUGCUGCUCGUCGCUUCUGUUGACGUCCACACGCGAGCCGAGUACUUCAACCACGCCAUAGACUGGCAGACUGGUCCCGGUUGCGGACUCGCAGGUUUCUUCACAGUGUUUGCCAGCGAACUGUCCGUCUACACCUUGACGGUCAUCACUCUGGAGAGGUGGUACGCCAUAACCUUCGCCAUGAGGCUGGACCGCAAGCUGCGUCUCCACCAUGCCGCCGCUGUGAUGCUGGGCGGCUGGGCCUUCUGCCUGGUCAUGGCCCUGCUGCCGCUCGUCGGGGUCAGCAGUUAUCAGAGGGUGAGCAUCUGUCUGCCGAUGGACACGCAGACCACGGCGGCUCAGGUCUACAUCCUGUCCGUGCUGCUCCUCAACAUCCUGGCCUUCCUCGUCAUCUGCGCCUGCUACAUUAAGAUCUACUGCGCCGUGCACAACCCUCACUACCGCUCUGGCUCCAAGGACACGAACAUCGCCAAGCGCAUGGCCGUCCUCAUUUUCACCGACUUCCUGUGCAUGGCACCCAUAUCCUUCUACGCCAUGUCAGCGGUGUUGGACCGUCCUCUCAUCACCGUGUCGAACUCAAAGAUUUUACUAGUGCUCUUCUACCCUCUCAACUCCUGCGCCAACCCUUUCCUGUACGCCAUCUUUACUAAAGCCUUCCGAGGCGACGUGUUCAUCCUCCUCAGUAAGGUGGGCCUGUGUCAGCAGCGAGCGCAGCUGUUCAGGGGCCAGACGGUCUCGUCUAAAGGAAGCAGCGGGACGUCGCAGGUUCGGAAAAUGAGGAAAGGAGGAGGCGCGGGGCAGGAGGAGAUGUCCAUUCACCUGAGGAAAUGCUCUGGACAGCAGUGUCAUCAGGCUGGGGGCCGACAGACGGGCGGAGAAGAGAGUCAGGGCCUGAACACGUGAACCAAAUACCAAAUCUGUUUGGGACUUUCAAAGAUCUCAGUCAAACUGUCUGCUGAAUUUCAGCUGUGAUGAUUUUAUGGUUUCUCUUGUCGGAAAAUGAUGAGUCAAUGAAAUAUAAGCUGCAUAACAGAGAUAGUAUAUUAGGUAAUGACAUAAUCAAAGAAGAAAAAAAAGAUACAUAAUUAAAGUGUGUGUCCAUGUCGGCCCAAACACAGUGUUUAUAAAGACGUGGAUUUCUGAGGGUGUCGCUGCGCAUCAGUUUCUGUUUGAAUUAAAAAAAACCUGUAUUUUGUUUUUUGCAUAUUAAAGUAUUGUUGAAGAGUUUUUUCUAAAACUUUGUGAAAAGUACUUGUGUACUUCUGCUCAACAACUCUCAGAUGUCU